Molecule: messenger RNA, 3819 nt
Organism: Oncorhynchus mykiss (rainbow trout)
Lineage: Eukaryota; Metazoa; Chordata; Actinopteri; Salmoniformes; Salmonidae
Source: RefSeq, a predicted model, not a curated record
AGGUAGUUAAGGUGACGUAUAUACCAGAACGAGGCAGCGAUUGGUCCAAACCUGAUUCCGGUAGAGGGCAGCCGUCCAACUCAGGACUGAGGGGGAAAAACAGGGACGAAGAACUGUCAGUUUCCCGAAAUAAAGACAGCAUUUCAAUCAGGUUUGGUCAAUAGGUUGUGAGUGUGAUGGCGUCGGGCAGUACGAGCAGUGAGGAGGAGAGGAGUCUGAGGGAGUGUGAGCUGUAUGUGCAGAAACAUAACAUCCAACAGCUGUUGAAGGACUGCAUCGUACAGCUAUGUACCUCCCGGCCGGACAGACCCAUGGCCUUCCUCAGAGAGUACUUCGAGAGGCUGGAGAAGGAGGAGGCUAAGCAGAUCCUACAGCAGCAGAAGUCCAACUCUCGCUCCGACUCCCGUGAGGAGGAGGUGUCUCCUCCCAUGAAUCCCGUGGUGAAGGGGCGGCGGCGGCGCGGUGCCAUCAGCGCCGAGGUCUACACGGAGGAAGACGCCGCCUCCUACGUCAGAAAGGUUAUUCCUAAAGACUACAAAACGAUGGCCGCCCUGGCUAAAGCCAUUGAGAAGAACGUGCUGUUUGCUCACCUGGACGACAACGAGAGAAGCGACAUCUUUGACGCCAUGUUUUCUGUUACCUACAUCACCGGGGAGACGGUCAUUCAGCAAGGUGACGAGGGAGACAACUUCUACGUCGUUGACCAGGGAGAGAUGGAUGUGUAUGUGAACAAUGAGUGGGUGACCAAUAUUGGGGAGGGGGGCAGCUUUGGCGAGCUGGCCCUGAUCUAUGGGACCCCCAGGGCCGCCACGGUCCGAGCCAAGAGCAACGUCAAACUGUGGGGCAUCGACAGGGACAGUUACAGGAGGAUACUCAUGGGAAGCACUUUGAGAAAGCGUAAGAUGUAUGAGGAAUUCCUCAGCAAGGUGUCCAUUUUAGAGUCUCUGGACAAGUGGGAGAGGCUGACGGUAGCUGAUUCUCUGGAGAACGUUCAGUUUGAAGACGGACAGAAGAUCGUGGUUCAGGGUGAACCUGGAGAUGAGUUCUUCAUCAUCCUGGAGGGUUCAGCGGCUGUGCUCCAGAGACGGUCAGAGAAUGAAGAGUUUGUGGAGGUGGGCAGACUGGGGCCCUCUGACUAUUUUGGUGAGAUCGCCCUGUUGAUGAACCGCCCCCGUGCUGCGACCGUGGUCUCCCGCGGCCCUCUGAAGUGUGUGAAGCUGGACCGCCCGCGGUUCGAACGCGUUCUGGGGCCCUGCUCAGACAUCCUGAAGAGGAACAUUCAGCAGUACAACAGCUUCGUCUCUCUCUCCGUCUGAGUCCCUCCGUUCCUCUAUCUCUCUCUCUCUCUCUCCGUCCCUCCAUUCUUCUAUCGCUCCAUCUCGCCCUCCUUCGGCUCCUCCCUCCUUUGCCCCACCCCCUGGCUCCUCCCUCCUUUGCCCCACCCCCUGGCUCCUCCCUCCUUGGCCCCACCCCCUGGCUCCUCCCUCCUUCCUUAACAACGGGUUCCACCAAUGAUCUGUUUGUUUUCUUCACGUUUCUAACCCUCCACCCCUGGCUCCUCCCUCCUCCCUCCCCUUAACAACGGGUUCCACCAAUGAUCUGUUUGUUUCCUUCAUGUUUCUGCCCCUCCACCCGGGGCUCCAGAUCACUUGGCUGGGACAUUGUUGUUGAACUGGUGUUAUUGUAUUUUGCUAUGAACCCAGAUUCAUUUGAUUGGACACGUAUGUGAUGAACUCUGUCGGAGGGCGCAAUAUUUCUGUAGUAUUUUAAUGUCGACUAUGAAGACAGGAUGAGUUGUCUCUGCAGUGUUCAGACGGCAACAGGUCAGGGAGGGAUCAAAACGUGACCCCGAGAGGGUCUGUUCAGACCCAGGGUUCCAACGGAAUUACAAUGUGGUUCCGUUGUGGUUCCAUUACUGUUCACCCAGAGUUCUCUCUGACACCGGGUCAAAACGAAGACCGCGUCAUGUGUUGAUGAGACACCACGACUCUGUCCUGGUUAGGAUCCAGAAGACCUUGUAAUGUCUGGACUAGAGACACCAUGAGUCUGUCCUGGUUAGGAUCCAGAAUACCUUGUAAUGUCUGGACUAGAGACACCAUGAGUCUGUCCUGGUUAGGAUCCAGAAGACCUUGUAGUGUGUUGUCUAGAGACACCAUGAGUCUUAGAGAAAUGUUGUUUUGAAUAGAUCUGAGAUCUGUGUUCUUAUACUUUUUAUAGUUGUUUUCUGGAAUGUUCUUUGAGGGUACUAAGAAGCUGUUGUUUUUACACCAUGAUUUUGAGGGAGGGUGUCCCGGGUCCAGGGGUGUGGCUGCUCUCUCCCUAUUGGAAGUUAUUCUAUCUCUCUACCCCCCCCCCUUUCUCUCUCUUUCCCAUCUUGUUUCCCCCCCUUUCUCCCACCCCGGUCGUUGGGAUAGAUCUUAUACGUGUCAUUGUGUCUAGGUGUGUUUAAAAUGCUCCGUUCAGGAAAAGGGAAAACUACCUUUAUUCUACUCUGCCUUUUUACUGGUCACAGAAAGCAGAUCUGGACUGAACAUCGAGUUCCUCUGGCCUGGGUGAUCAGUCUUAAGGGAUAUUCAGUAUUUCACUUCGUGCUUCAUGUGUCGCCAUUUAGCUUCUAAAUAAGAGGUUUUUUAUAACAGGUGAUGGUUGUGAGGAAAGCAUGUUAUACAACUCAACGUUAAUUCAACCUCCUCUAGUUGAAUGGAGAAUGUGGACCGUUCUGAUAUCAACCCCGGUGGGUUUAAUAGUGUUUCAUCCCGUGGAUGGUACAUGUCCAGUGUCACACAUGGCUUCCUAAACACCCCCAUCUAAUGUUUUUGACAUGGGGGCGGUCUGUUUCUGAGAGUGGCUGUUUUUCACCUCUUCGUUGAACUGUUAGUGACGAGACUGAACCCUCAUUAUAAACGUAUCUUUGAGAAGUGCCUGGUUGAGUUCUAUCGACACUCUCUCUUAGAAUUCACAAUUAGAACCUAAAGCAUUCCGGUUCCACACCGUCAUGGAGUCUCAAGUGUUUUCAAUGUUUGGGGUCUAACCUUUUAUCUAACCAUUUUAUAGUUUGAACCAUUCCUGUUGUGUUUUGAAAAACCCGUGUUUUGUUCUAAUCCCAACUACAGUAUACUGUUGUCAACUGGACAUUUGCCAUUAUUUAUUUUUUUAGAAUUUUGAUGAAUAUUUUGUAAUGUACUAUAUAGUAUACGGUUAGCGUAAGACUCCCUCUCUCCAGCCCAACGCUGUCCAACGUGUUACUGCUGUUAUUUUCAUGGACAUUUAUAAAGGAAUCCAUCAAAACUGUGAUGUAUAGAGAUGUGGAUACAAAUCAGUCCUGUAUAGACUAGUCCUCUGAAAGGAACUGUUUGAAUCAAUCUGUUGUUAUGGAUGUGUUCCAAAUGGAACCCUAUUCAGUGGUGGAUGUGUUCCAAAUGGAACCCUAUUCAGUGGUGGGUGUGUUCCAAAUGGAACCCUAUUCAGUGGUGGGUGUGUUCCAAAUGGAACCCUAUUCAGUGGUGGGUGUGUUCCAAAUGGAACCCUAUUCAGUAGUGGGUGUGUUCCAAAUGGAACCCUAUUCAGUGCACUGCCUUUGACUAAGUAGUGCACUAUAUAGGCAAUAGGGGUGCCAUUUUGGAGGCGGGCAGGGUUUUAUUUCCACCGUGGUGUGUAGUCCUGGAUAAGGCGUCUCCAGCUGAACUAGGAUCAGGCUGGAAUGGACACGGCCCUGCUGCAUCUCAUGGUUGAUCCAUUUCUGGUGUUUUUACAUUUUUACUGUUCAACUGUCCUUGGUGUCUUGUGUUUAAUAAAUGAGACUUGUUUUAUUUGUCAGGC